UUCCAUUGACGUUGCGAGGAAAGAGAAAGGAAAACUCGUUCUUUCUUUGCUAUAAGUGUCUGGCUAUCGAUCCGUCUCACAAACUCUCUUUGUUCAAUUCAUCAUUUUUACAGUAGUUUCGAGAAUGGCUUCUUCGGAUAGUGAACUUUCCUGGCUUGAAGAGCCCCCUUCUUCUUCCUCACGGACUUACGAAUACGACGUCUUCUUGUCUUUCCGGGGCAUUGAUACUCGCGAUAACUUUACGGACAAACUUUACAAAGCCUUGGAGGAGAAUGGAUGCUCAACAUUCAAAGACGACAUCGAACUCAGAAGAGGAGAAGAGAUUGCCACCGAAUUGCUGAACGCCAUCGAUGAAUCAAAGCUCUCCAUCAUCGUAUUCUCCGAAAACUACGCGUCCUCAAAAUGGUGCCUUGAAGAGCUUGUGAAGAUCAUGGAUUGCAGGAGGACUUCCAGACAGAUUGUUCUCCCUGUUUUUCAUGGCGUGGAUCCCUGCGACGUCCGGCGUCAACGGGGAUCAUACGCUCAACCAUUUGCCAGGCACCAGGCGCGUUACAGUCACGGCCAGGUUCAGAGGUGGAGAGAUGCGUUGACUGAGGUUGCCAAUUUGUCGGGUUGGCACUUUCAAGACGGGGAUGAGUCGGAGCUAAUUGAAAAUAUCGUUGAAGUGGUCGCAAUUAGAUUAGAUCCUUCGUUAUUAAAUGUUGCGGACUAUCCAGUUGGAGUACAAUCUCGUGUUGAAAACCUCAUGGAGCUGCUAGACUUGGAGUCAAAUGAUGUUCGAAUUAUUGCAAUUUCGGGAAUGACGGGAAUAGGCAAGACUACAAUUGCUAGAGCAACGUAUAAUCUUAUACAUCAUAAGUUUGACGGCAGUUGUUUUCUUAAAAAUGUUGGAGAAACUUGGAAGCAAGACGACGGCCAUGUUGAAUUACAGAAAAAGCUUCUUUCUGAUUUGCUACUAGAUAAAAAGCAAAGCAUAAGAAAUCUCGAUCACGGAAUUGAGGUAAUAAAACGUCAUGCAUGGUGUCGAAAGGUUCUUCUCAUUCUGGAUGAUGUGGACGACGCACACCAAUUGAGGGCAUUAGCCAUAAAUCAUGAUUUGCUACGUCCUGGAAGUAGGGUCCUGGUAACAACUAGGGAUGUGUCUUCGCUAAGUCCGUUUCAAGUGAAUGACAUUUACGAGGCCGAGGUGCUGAGUGAGAAGGAGUCUCUACAACUCUUUGGUUGGCAUGCCUUCAAGUCGUAUGAUAUUUUCGAUGGCUAUAAGAUGCUCUGUAAGGAAGCAGUGGCUUAUGCUAAGGGGAUUCCUUUACUUCUUCAAACAUUAGGUUUCUUUUUGUCAGACAAAGUAGUACAAGAAUGGGGUAGUGAAUUGGAGAAAGUUGAGAAAUUUCUCGAUGAUGUUGAUUCACUCGAAGCUGAACAAAUUGUUGAACUUUUUGUUGAUGAAUUUGGUCCAGAUUUGCCUAUCAGUACGUUAGAAAGAUACGCUCAAAAAGUUGAAAACUUUAUCCAGGAUUUUUCUGAUUUUUUGGAUCUUGAUGGUAUAGAUUCUGAUAGUCUGGAUGAUGUUGAUUCACUCGAUGCUGAAGAAAUUGUGUCCGAUUGAUUCUUCUUGUUGUAAAACGUUCACUUGUUAGUCAUAUUCUGUUAUUAAUUGCUUCGUAUUUUAGUUAAAUCUAUUUGAGUUAUUAUUAUUUUA
Molecule: messenger RNA, 1699 nt
Organism: Cornus florida
Lineage: Eukaryota; Viridiplantae; Streptophyta; Magnoliopsida; Cornales; Cornaceae
Product: disease resistance protein RUN1-like
Exons: 2
Coding region: 125-1606 (493 amino acids)
Biological process (GO): defense response; signal transduction
Molecular function (GO): ADP binding
Source: RefSeq, a predicted model, not a curated record